AUGGCUGCAAACACAAGACACCACCUCAAACUCUCUCUCCCCCGGCCUGAGUUCCUCCAGCACAAGAAGAGCCAGCGUCUCCCGCCUACGCCCGAAGAAGGCGAGGAAUUCCAGUUCGAAGCUCAUGAGGGCGGCGACUCCGCCGAGGACGCCACAGAAUGGAUCAAGAGCACCAUUCGCGAGCAGGGACGCUGGGAAAGGCACAUGUCACUCAUCCGCAUCGACUGCCCGCACACCAUGACCGAGCUCCGACAGCUUGGCAGGCUGUCAAAGUCUGACGGCACGAGGCAGUGCCGCAAGAUGAUCCGCAUCCCGGUGCUGUACGACGAAAUCGGCUGCUUCCUGUGGGAGAAGCUCGCGGCCCUGGAGCGCGGGCCAGACUUUGGGAGGGAAGACGAGGAGAGGGCGGCCGACUACGCGAGGGGAGUGACCUACAGAACAAGGAUGGCGGCGCUGGACGAGCGCUUCCGCUUUGACGCGCCAGCGUCGACUUCUGCCAGCAGUGGUACCACCGCGAGAAGGGGCCGCGCCAGACAGGACAGCGAGCCGAUCUCCCCGAAGCAUAUCCAGCAGGCACAAGCCGAGCUGUCCGACGUUUCCGGGCCCAUCACCACCCACCAGUCGAGGCCCAACACUUCCCCUACAUGCCACUUUUGCCCGUCCGGGAGCACCAGAGAGCACCCCACCAUCCCUACCGAUAUCACCGCCGACGCCCUGGGCGCGACGCGCGGCAGAGUCGUCGAUCACCAAACGCCGUCAUCACGCGGAGGUCAAGUGCAGACACGGCUGAGCCGCUCUGCAAGCCAGUCCUCGAGCCGGACACGGCGGCCCUCCGCCUUCUUCAACUACAGCAGGAGCAGCAGCCACACGAGCACCCUGCACUGGCGGCACGACCGGCAGGGCUCGACCGUGUCCUGCUCCGCAGGGGCCAACGGCAGGAGCGCAAGCGCCAGCAGCGGCAGUGGCUCGGCGCAGGGCGGGCGGUCUCGGGAUGCCAGCCUCAGCGGCCGGGUCGGGUGCGUGGUGGGGAACCUCGGCAGGGAGGUCGUGGUCGCGAUCGGCGGUGGGUUGGCCCAUGGGUAUGGCUAUGGGGGCCGGGCGGACCGGAACGGGUCUUUCAGGUCUGUUUGA
Diaporthe citri is the source of this 1131-nucleotide messenger RNA. RefSeq lists its product as uncharacterized. The transcript has a single exon. NCBI's taxonomy places the organism in Eukaryota, Fungi, Ascomycota, Sordariomycetes, Diaporthales, Diaporthaceae. The record is from RefSeq and is a predicted model, not a curated record. The coding region runs from base 1 to 1131 and encodes 376 amino acids.